Ostrea edulis (European flat oyster) is the source of this 645-nucleotide messenger RNA. RefSeq names its product scavenger receptor cysteine-rich type 1 protein M130-like. The record is from RefSeq and is a predicted model, not a curated record. The transcript is spliced from 4 exons. Gene Ontology annotation, biological process: peptidyl-lysine oxidation. NCBI's taxonomy places the organism in Eukaryota, Metazoa, Mollusca, Bivalvia, Ostreida, Ostreidae. Gene Ontology annotation, molecular function: protein-lysine 6-oxidase activity. Bases 130 to 645 code for a protein of 171 amino acids. Gene Ontology annotation, cellular component: membrane.
AGGCUUGCACCUUUGGACUGUGACAACAUCACAAUAGCCGGGGGUCGAGUAGAAAUCCUCGUAAACAACACAUGGGGAACCGUCUGUGACGAAGAAUGGGAUGAGAAAGACGCUCGGGUGGUUUGCAAUAUGCUUGGACAUACAGGUGCUACCGCUGUGGCUGUUUCCGAGGGCGUUCUAGGAUUUGGCAGAGGUUUGAUCUUGUUAGAUGCGGUAGAGUGCGUGGGUAACGAGACGGAACUCGGAAAAUGUGUACAUAAGCCAUUUGGAGAUCAUAACUGUGAUCACAUUGAAGACGCUGGCGUGCUAUGUCUUUCUGGGAAACCGAACGUAAAGGUCAGACUAAGAGGAGGGUUAUAUGAGACAAAGGGACGUGUAGAAAUCCAAGCGUUUGGUAUAUGGGGUACCAUUUGUAUGAACGGGUUUGGUGUGGAAGAAGUGAAAGUGAUUUGUCGUCAACUAGGAUAUCCAGGGUCUGGCACAUUUGAAAAACAUGGUUACGGAAGUGGUCCAAUAUGGAUGGCUGACUUGGCGUGUGUUGGAAAUGAGACAACGAUUGAAGAAUGUCCGCGGAAGCCCUGGGGUGUGAACAACUGUAACCACUUUCACGAUAUCGGUGUCACCUGUUCCACGCAGGAGUCCUGA